Messenger RNA from Clonostachys rhizophaga, 2076 nucleotides. NCBI's taxonomy places the organism in Eukaryota, Fungi, Ascomycota, Sordariomycetes, Hypocreales, Bionectriaceae. The record is from the annotation of a GenBank genome assembly.
AUGCUCUCUCGUUUCCUCUCCCUCGCGGCCCUACCUCUAGCCGCAAGCGCCCUGGCGAGCCCCGAUGCUCAGAAUGGCGAUUCUGGCGUCCUCGCUUUUCCCAUCACCGGCUCGGUUGGCGCCCCUAUCGUGAAGAGCCUCACCAAGCGACAGUCCGACAUUAGCCUGGAGAACCAACUGCUCGGCACACUCUAUACCAUCGAUGUCACAUUCGGUACCCCAGGCCAGACGGUCAAGCUUCAGUUUGAUACUGGUUCUGCCGAGCUCUGGGUCAACCCCAUCUGCGCCUAUUCCGACAACCCCAGCCUGUGCCAGGAGGCUGGUAGGUUCACCCAGAGUACUUCCUUCGUGAACCUCAACACCCCUGGUGGCGUCGACUACAAGAUUGGCAAAGUCGAGUUCGUUUACGGCCACGACUAUGUCACCAUUGGAUCUGCGAAGCUGACCCAGCAGAUUUUCGGUGUCACCACCAACAGCAGCAAGGUCAGCGUCGGUAUCUUGGGAGUCAGCCCCAGUGUGACCAGCUGGAACAGCCCUUACCCUUACGUCCUUGACAACCUAGUCUCGGGAGGCUUCAUCAACAGCAGAGCUUUCAGUCUUGAUAUUCGCAAGGUCGACGACACUCGAGGUGCUGUUGUCUUCGGAGGUAUUGACACUAAGAAGUUCUCCGGUAAAUUGGAGAAGCUCCCUAUUGUCCCUGCUGCUCAGACUCCUGACAAGACGGUUCGUUACUGGGUGAACCUUGAGGGCAUUACUGUCAGCCUUCCCAACGGCCAAGAUGUUUCCGUCUUCACCUCCGGAAAGCUGCCUGUUCUGCUCGACAGCGGCUUCACUCUCACUGGUCUCCCCAGCGCCAUGUUCGAGGCGCUCGCCAAGGCCUUCAACGCCAACCCCAACGUCGCCUACCCCUUAGUUGACUGUGCUCUCAUCAACACCAAGGGCACAGUAGACUUCAAGUUUGGCAACACUGUUAUCAAUGUCCCCUAUUCCGACUUCAUCUGGCGUCCUCAGCCCGGCACCUGCCAGCUGGGGGUCUUCCGAAGCGAUGACUUCCCCGUCCUCGGCGAUACCUUCCUUCGAGCCGCCUACGUCGUCUAUGAUUGGGACAACCGUAACAUCCACCUUGCCAACAACGAGGACUGCGGAUCCAACCUGGUUGCCAUUGGAAAGGGUGCCAAUGCAGUUCCCUCCUUGACCGGAGACUGCCCGUCCUCCAACCCAACCUCCAGCUCCUCCACGUCCGCGCCUGCUUCUACCACCUCCGUUUCGUCAACCAGCACCAGCGAGCCCCCUAAGACGACCUCUUCCUCGUCGUCUUCUUCCUCUGCCUCGUCCUUAUCCUCUUCCUCCUCCGCUUCAUCUGUUGCCUCCACAUCAUCCACCUCCAGGUCAUCUACCCAGACUCCUCAGUCAAGCUCUUCCAGUGCUCCUGGGACCCCCAUCUCUUCAGCCAGUGUGACCAGCACCCCUGGUUCCUCUUCUGAAGUUAUCAAGACUACCUCCUCACACAGCUGGGGCAACUCGACCAUCACCAGCACCGGGUCCCAGCAGUCCCAGACUACUCCCCCCGUCAAGGAGACUUCCACCUUCACCACAACCCAGACCUACACAGUCACCUCGUGCGCCCCCACCGUCACCAACUGCCCCCUGGGCCACGUAACCACUGCCACCAUCACCAGCACCGUCUACUGGUGCCCCGCCACCUCCGGCACCUUCACCAUCCCCCAGACCGUCGUCUGCACCAAGCCGGCCUGCCAGUCCAACCCCACGAGCACCAUCAACCACGUCGUCACCGUCGUCCCCGCCCCGACCAACUCCGCGCCCGUCCAGAUCCCGGGCUGCACCGCCUGCGCCUCCUCCGUCGUCCAGACCACGGCGGCCAACUCCCCCCAGCAGACCAAGCCGGCGGCCUGGAACCCUCUCCCGAUCGGCGGCGUCAGCACCGUGACCACGCCCGCCGCCGCCCCCACCACCACCAUCCGGGCCUCCUCGGUCCCCACCGCAGGUGCUACCGGCUGGAACGCACCCGGCCCUAUCGCCCUGGGUCUUGGUGCCUUGGUCGCUGCUCUGCUGUAA